GCUCCCCAGGUCGAGCCGCCGGGGCGGAAAAGGAGCGGGGUCGUCGCGGGCCGAGAAGGCGCGCGGCGCGUGCGCGUGGGGGUUUGCGGUCGCGCGCAGCGGUCCUCCUUCCUUAAAGUUUGGUUGGGGGCGACGCCCCCGCUCCCCCUCCGCCCCCACCCCCUGCCCCCCACCCCCGGCCCCAGCCAUGGCGUUGAGAGCCCGAGCGCUGUACGACUUCCAGAGCGAAAAUAAAGAGGAGAUCAGCAUCCAGCAGGGCGAGGAGCUGGUGGUGUUCAGCGAGCACUCCCUGGAUGGGUGGCUGCAGGGCCAGAACAGCCGCGGAGAGACGGGCCUGUUCCCGGCCUCCUACGUGGAGGUCCUGCGCGCCCGGUCCGGGUCCAGCCCCGCGGGCUCCCCCGGCAGCGACGGCGUCUUCCCCGGGGCCCCGGCCGGAGGCGGCCGCUGGGGCAGCUUCGAGGACGAGGACGAGGACGAGGACGACUGGGACGACUGGGACGACGGGGGGACGGUGGUGGAGGAGCCCCGGGGGGCCGGGCCGGGGGCCAACGGCCACCCGCCGCUCAACCUGUCCUACCCGGGGGCCUACCCCAAGCAGCACAUGGGCUUCCGGGCCGCGGGGCCCCUGGAGCGCCAGGACAGCUCGGCCUCGGCCAAGAGGGGCAGCGUGGUGGGGCGCAACCUGAACCGCUUCUCCUGCUUCGUCCGCUCCGGGGUGGAGGCCUUCAUCCUGGGGGACGUGCCCCUGAUGGCCAAGGUGGCCGAGACCUACUGCAUCGAGAUGGGCCCCCGCGGCCCCCAGUGGAGGGCCAACCCGCACCCGUUCGCCUGCUCCGUGGAGGACCCCACCCGGCAGACCAAGUUCAAGGGCAUCAAGAGCUACAUCUCGUACAAGCUGACCCCCAGCCACGCCGGCGCCCCCGUCUACCGGCGCUACAAGCACUUCGACUGGCUCUACAACCGCCUGCUGCACAAGUUCACGGUCAUCUCGGUGCCCCACCUGCCCGAGAAGCAGGCCACCGGCCGCUUCGACGAGGACUUCAUCGAGAAGCGGAAGCGGCGGCUGGUCCUCUGGAUGGACCACAUGACCAGCCACCCCGUGCUCUCCCAGUACGAGGGCUUCCAGCACUUCCUCAGCUGCUACGACGACAAGCAGUGGAAGAUGGGCAAGCGGCGGGCCGAGAAGGACGAGAUGGUGGGCGCCAGCUUCCUCCUCACCUUCCAGAUCCCCACCGAGCACCAGGACCUGCAGGACGUGGAGGACCGCGUGGACACCUUCAAGGCCUUCAGCAAGAAGAUGGACGACAGCGUCCUGCAGCUGAGCAACGUGGCCUCGGAGCUGGUGCGCAAACACCUGGGGGGCUUCCGCAAGGAGUUCCAGAAGCUGGGCCAGGCCUUCCAGGCCGUCAGCCACUCCUUCCAGUUGGACCCCCCCUACAGCUCCGACGCCCUCAACGGCGCCAUCUCCCACACGGGCAAGACCUACGAGGCGGUCGGGGAGAUGUUUGCCGAGCAGCCCAAGAAUGACCUCUUCCAGAUGUUGGACACCCUGACCCUCUACCAGGGGCUGCUGUCCAACUUCCCGGACAUCAUCCACCUGCAAAAAGGAGCCUUCGCCAAGGUGAAGGAGAGCCAGCGCAUGAGCGACGAGGGCAAGAUGGACCAGGACGAGGCGGACGGGAUCCGCAAGCGGUGCCGGGUGGUCGGCUUCGCGCUGCAGGCCGAGAUGAACCACUUUCACGAGCGCCGUGUGCUGGACUUCAAGCAGAUGAUGCAGGCCUACCUGAAGCAGCAGAUCCUCUUCUUCCAGCGCGUCAGCCAGCAGCUGGAGAAGACCCUGCAUAUGUAUGACGGCCUCUAACACACAUCUCCCUACCCCCGGCCCAGGGCCCCUCGCUCUCCUCCAUCCGCUAGGACCCCGCAGGGACUACUUUUCAGGAGGCUGAGCGGAAGGGGAAACUCGGGACAGAUAUGACCAAAUUCCACCUUCUCCCCUUCCCUUGAGGGUGUGUGUUUGUGUAUGUGUGUGCGCGGGGGGUGUGUGUGUGCACGUGUGUCUGUGCACACGUGUACUUGUGUUUGUAUGGAUGCGCACCCGACCCGGAGCUGCUUCGCUGAGACCAAACAGGAUGUAAUGACACUAAUGACUUCGGGACCAUCCAGACCCACCCUGGUUCAGCCUCCUUCUGGCCCAAGCGGGGACCUGGGUUCAGGGGAACGCGCCCGCAGAGGCAGGGAGGCCGGGAAGAGGCCCGGCCGGGCAGAGGCGACCGACAGUUGAAGACCCCCGGAGGACUUUAGAGGUGGGCUGGCCCGGGGAGGCCUUCCUGGGUCUCUGAGCCCCGGGGCCGAUGGGGUCUCAGGCUUGACGUUCUUUCCAUCCCACUGCCCGAUCCGGAUGGGGUCAGCAGAGCAGCGGUGGGCGACUCUUUGCAGUGGGGCAGGUAAGCGGACGUCCCUCCACCCAAAACCAAAUCCACUGCCUUUUACUUCCAAGUUGACAAGGCAUUGUUUUCUUUCUCCUGCAGAAUUCAGUAAAGGCCAUGGUGGUGGGCUUCUCUCCCCGAUUCCUGCUCUCGCCCACCCAGGCUUCCCACCUUGGCCGGAGUCCCGUGUCCUUCCACUGGUGAGGGGGAGAGACCACAGGAUCUGCACAUCCCCGGCAUUUGGGGUGUGCCCCAGUCAGAGAGCUGGAGCUUGUAUCCGCUCCCUCCACCCAGCCAGGACCCCUCACCCCAGCCAGGAUCCCUCAGCCCAGCCACUUGGGAUGGAUUUGAGGCCCCGUGUGCCUAUGACAUACGGUGCCCCAACCGUGACCCACGGGCUGCCCAUACUCGGUGUCCUGAGCCAGUGGCCGUGGGCCUUUCCUCCCACGUGACCUUCCCUGAGUCCACCAGCAGCAAAGACCUCUAGGGUCCCGGGGAUGGGGUUUGGAAGCUCUGGGUCUGGGCUCGGGGGGCCCAGCUGACCUGGCAUUCUUCCUUUAGAUCCCUGAAGGCUCCAGGCUUAGGGGGAACCUGACUCUUGGGAUCACCCUGCCCGGCAAGGGCCCUUUCCAGUCCAAAAUCCCUGCCAAGUGGCCCAUCUGGGAGCCAGCCCCCAGACGAACCCGGCUCAUGAUGGGGCAGCCCUUGGGUGGGGCGUGGGACCUCGCAGGGAAGGGUUCCAGUGAGCCCAGUGGCUCCCCGGGGAACGGGGUGCCUCUCCCCGCUCCCCUCUUCCUCCCCACAAAGUCAGGCAGAGACGUCUCUGGCUGUUGUUGUUUACAUCCUGGCAGGAGCCGCCAUCCGCCCGCCCGCCCGCCUCCGCAGAGGGGGCCCAGCACAGGCGCGGUGCCCCUGCGACAAUGGACAGAUGGACAGAUGUGCUCUGCAGCUGGCUCACCCCCCGGGGGCUGCGGGCAGCUGCUCUGCCGCUUUUUCCUUUUUCUUGGAAAUCCUUUUACAGUUUUGUUUGUUUUUUUUAAAAACCAUCAAGACCCAACUCCAGAGGUGCCCCGGCCCCCCUUGGCUCUGCCGGUGAUGAAGCGUUGGAGCCGGUGCCGGGGGUGAGCGGGCACGGGUGUCCUUCCUUGGGAAACCUGACGUGGAGAACCUUGGGGGCUUCCCUGACGGUCAUGCGGUUUAGAGGUGGAGGGCAUCGAGGGUCCAGGGUUUGGAGGUACCGGAAGGAGCCUCCCUCAUUUGGGCUAGCCCUCUACCCCCAAGCCGCCGUCCCCUCCCCUCCAGGGCCCACUUUUCAGAGGCACCCGUCUGGCUGGGUGGGGGAAGUUUUGCUGUCGAUGGAAAAUGUUGAGAAUAAUGAAAGCGAAAGAAUAAAAUGCUAAAGGGAAAACCGUCA
Messenger RNA from Ornithorhynchus anatinus (platypus), 3840 nucleotides. RefSeq names its product sorting nexin 33 (gene SNX33). Lineage: Eukaryota; Metazoa; Chordata; Mammalia; Monotremata; Ornithorhynchidae. The record is from RefSeq and is a predicted model, not a curated record. The coding region runs from base 188 to 1861 and encodes 557 amino acids. The transcript has 2 exons. Gene Ontology annotation, biological process: endosomal transport; intracellular protein transport; mitotic cytokinesis. Gene Ontology annotation, cellular component: plasma membrane; cytoplasmic vesicle. Gene Ontology annotation, molecular function: protein binding; phosphatidylinositol binding.